Spodoptera exigua (beet armyworm) is the source of this 444-nucleotide messenger RNA. NCBI's taxonomy places the organism in Eukaryota, Metazoa, Arthropoda, Insecta, Lepidoptera, Noctuidae. The record is from the annotation of a GenBank genome assembly.
AUGAACACUCUGCAUCGACGUCGCUGCCGUCGGCGUCGCGCACAUUCGGUGCUGUCGUGUGAUCACUGGAAUGAGACUUCUCGACAGACCCAAGCUCGCCAAGCCAUUGAUGCCGAGCGUCACGCGGCUCAAAGAGCUGCCGAGACCUCUCAACAGUCCCAAGCUCGCCAAAUCAUUGAUGCCGAGCGUCACGCGGAUCAAAGAGCUGCUGAGACUUCUCAACACACCCAAGCUCGCCAAAUCUUAGAUGCUGAGCAUCAAGCUUCGUACAUAGCCGGAGAGACCUCCGAAGAAACACGUAGACGACGAGCGGCAAAGGAGACACACUGUGAGGCACUCAAGUGGAAGGAAGAGAGCCUAGGUAUGUGCUGUUCUGGAGGCAAAGUAUCAAUACCAACGCUUGGUGAUCCCGAGGAGCAACGACAGAAGAAAGGACAGCAAUGA